This is a messenger RNA of Cyprinus carpio (common carp), 3597 nucleotides long. RefSeq names its product UDP-GlcNAc:betaGal beta-1,3-N-acetylglucosaminyltransferase 5b (gene b3gnt5b). NCBI's taxonomy places the organism in Eukaryota, Metazoa, Chordata, Actinopteri, Cypriniformes, Cyprinidae. The coding region runs from base 1159 to 2313 and encodes 384 amino acids. The record is from RefSeq and is a predicted model, not a curated record. Gene Ontology annotation, biological process: brain development. Gene Ontology annotation, cellular component: membrane. The transcript has 2 exons.
AAACAACAAAUAAAAAUAAUGACAAUAAUCAAAUUAUUAUAUAAAUCUAUGACCGUGGAAUGGUAUUUUAUAAUGUUUUCAUUUUAAAGAGAUAUACUUUUUACAGUGUGCGUGCAAGCUUUUGCUUCUCGUGGUCCUCGAAGCCUAGCACCUAGCUUGCUGUGUCCCUUUGAAAUUUUGUACUUUAAAAUCUUUUGUAAUUCUAGUGUUUUUAGCUCUAAGCAAAAGCAGGUACAUGGGCAUAUCAAAACAUCUUGGACCAUGUAAAUACUUGUUCACUUUAGGUAAUCUUUAAUCUAUAGUUUUUCUCUCUCUUUCUUCUUUUUCAGUUCUUUUUCAUGUUUUUGCUUACUUUCUAGAGGAAAUCACUCACUGCGAUGUUGAUUUGACUGUUGUGAUUUGAGUCAGAUCAAAUGAAAAGUCCAGAAUAAAAUAUAUUUUGAUAAUUGUGUUCUCUGUCUGUGCUUAUGAAUGCAGAAACACUGUAUCAACAAGAGGAUUGCACUUAUUAGAUUACUGUGUAAUAUCUGAAAGCCAGAAUGUAGUAUUUGGUUUUAAUAACCACAGCUGUAAAGCUGAAUCGGUUCAAGUUUGACAAUGAUUCAGUUGAAACAAGAACAUCUGUCUGUGUAGAAAGGAAGUCACCUGAUCAGUCACACACGUCAUCUGCUUAUUUGAUCAGUGGUCUAGAAACGGUGCACAAUCAUCAUUUUGUGUCAUAAUUUUGUUUUUCACUUUCAGAAUCCUAAAACUUAAAAUGCGUAAUGUUUUAGUUUUGACUUGUCACGAAGGUUUAGUAGUAUAUCAUGUGUUUUUAAGUCUUGCCAGUUUAAGCAUUCAAACGAUGUUAAACUGUUCAAGCGAAAGAAUUCUUCAGUGCGCGAGCGCCGUUUUCUGCGCGCGCAUUCAGAGCACCGUUACAGAACUGGUUCACUUUUGACUUAUCGCGCUUGAACGGACAAAUACAAACGAAAUUAAGUCAAAUGCCCGUUAAGACUUUCUCAAUCACACCGGAAGCACCUCACUGGUCUUCUGUCUUGACAAAGGCUGAGCAAUCACAGUCCAGACUAUUUCCUUGUCUCACGCUGGAACCCAGACUUGGACAUGGUUUGAAGACUGCUAUGACUAGAUGAAAGAGCCAGGAAGUUCAGAGGAGCCAUGAUAUUUCUCAAAAUGCCUAGAUUAAAAAAAAAAAAACUACAUCUAAUAAUAAUAUGCUUUAGUACCUUAGUGCUCAUGGCGUACUGGGAAAAGAUUGACAAUAACAUUGUGACCCAUGUAAUGUCUUUCUCAUACCGCUACCUCCUUAAUAGCUUCACGUUCAUUAACGCAAGCUUUAGAGUCAAUCCCGAAGACGCUAUCAAGUACAGCAACCACAGAUACCUAAUAAACCACGAGAGGAAGUGUGGUGAAAAAGACGUUCUUCUCCUGCUCUUUGUGAAAAGCUCCUCUGAGAACUUUGAAAGAAGACAGGCCAUUCGCUCUACUUGGGGAAACGAGGCGUACAUUGAAAGGACGCUGGGUGUUACUGUAAGGGUGUUGUUUGCUCUUGGCCUCCAUCCUGAACCUCAGCAAAGAAGACGACUUGAGAUGCAACUAUUGUUUGAGGACCAAAGAUAUCACGACCUCAUCCAGCAGGACUUCAUAGACACCUUCCACAAUCUUACUCGGAAGCUACUUUUGCAGCUUGGCUGGAAAGAAACCUACUGUCACCGUGCGCAGUUCCUCAUGUCUGCAGAUGACGACGUCUUUGUCCACAUUCCCAACUUAAUUCACUUCUUGCAAGGGAUUGGUCGCAGUAACGCCAAAAACCUUUGGAUAGGAAGGGUGCACCAUGGUUCACCACCCGUCCGAGACAAAGAAAGCAAAUAUUACGUGUCCCAAGACUUGUACCCGUGGUUGUCUUACCCAGACUACACCCCUGGCUCUGGGUAUGUCCUCUCUAGAGAUGUGGCUACCAAAAUCCAUCAAACUGCACUUACCAUAAACGCUUCCUUUCACAUCGAUGACGUCUUCCUUGGGAUCUGCGCCAAAGUGAUAAACAUUGCUCCCAAGGACCAUGCGUUCUUUUCGGGAGAGGGAAAAGCUCCUUAUCACCCUUGCAUCUACAACCAGAUGAUGACGUCACAUGGACACGUCAGCGAUAUUCAGGAAAUGUGGAAGCGUGUAAGAGAAGCUGAAGCUGGGCAGAUAUCCUCAGGACUGAUCUGGAGGCUCUACUGCACUGUCACGAAAGUGAGGCUCCUAUGCGUACCAUUUCUUUCAAACUCUUACCCAUGUAAGGCAGCUUUUUUUGAAUACGACAGUUAUUAAAAUUGAAAAGAACUCAUAUAUAUAUAUAUAUGUAUGUAUAUAGAAGUCAGAUUACUAGUGUAACUUUGUACUGUAUGCACAGGACCAGUAUGUUAGAUUGGUUCGGUAAGGAAUUCAGUGGUGUGUUCCGAGAAAUAAAAAAGUAAUUUACUGCAAUUAACAUGAAAUAAAAUUACAAAUUAAGAAGAAAAGAAAUGAAAGCAUGUAAGUAACAUGUAAGUCAUAUUCAAUGAAAAGAAAAUGUUCAGUUCAAUUUUGUCGCACUACUAGAUUAUGAAAAAUCAAAAAAUCUGUUAUCUUGGGAAGCAAGUGAUCAGCAUGCACUUCGUAGGUUCCUGCGUAAAGCUGACUUGCCAUCAAAUUAAUUUGGCUUUUGUGUUUAUAUAUCUUGGUUUACUUGCAUGUAUAUUGUAUGUAUAUGCUGUAUGUAUAUUUCUCUUCCAUUCUGUCUCAGUUUUAACAGCAGGUAUCAUGUUUUGUCUUACAACUAUCAGCUGAAAACACUCAUCCAAAACUAUUUUCUUUGUUUAGAACUUAUAUUUCAUCUAAAUGUAGAGAAAUUUAAAGAAAGAUUUUCCAACAAGGCUGAGCUUAGAUUGACAACCAAAAGUUUGACUAAAAAUGUAAUUGCUCUUAAAGAGAUGGCUCACAUUAAAUACAUCCAUUCUCUGAACCUCUGUAGGGUUGGCAUGAAUUGAUAGCCAGUCCAUUUCAGGUCUGAUUGAAAACAGAUAUAAACUAAGUCUAAGUUACACUUUUCUUUGUUUAAUAGUGCAUAGAAAUAGUACCUCUUUACAAAGCCACAUACUGUAUUUGGAUUGAUUUUAACAUAAAGAUCAGAAAUGUCCUAAAAUAUUCUUCUGCCAUGCCACAUAUUACACUCUGUAGAUCGACACCAGUCUCUGUUGAAGCCCAUCGUCCCAUGCAGCAUUACUCUGUUAACGAUUAAACUGUUACCUGUACAAGGUGGGGCUUUGCAUACUUUACCAGAGAGCAGAAUAUUUUUCUGCUCUGUGGUCUUCAAGUGUGCUUCCUUUAUUGACACAGAUUAAAUUUUUACCUCUCCAGAAUAUUUAUAAAAGGCAGCUAAAUUUAAUUUGACUAUGCUCAGCCUGUUUUUGGCAUAUACACCUUAAAGGACUGGCUUUUGAAUACAAUGAGCACAAUUAAUGGUUAUCAAUGAAAACAGGGAUCAGGUCAGGGAUCGUGGCAUAUACAAGGAAUCAUAUCAGUGGCAUUUGAUUGCAAAUUCUCAAGCAAACAUGAAUGAACAAUCUGCCUAAA